AUGAGAGAAGAAGUCUAUGAUAUCGUCAUUGUUGGUGCUGGGCCAUUUGGACUCUUCUUGUCACUCUGCUUAUCCCGAUGGGGCUACAAUGUGAAGCACAUUGAUAACCGAGAUGUGCCCACCAGGACAGGCAGAGCAGAUGGGAUCCAGCCUCGGUCGGUCGAGAUAUUACGGAAUCUGGGAGUAAAGAAGCAAUUGGUGGCCCACACAUCUGCGAGGCUUUACAAUGUUGCAUUUUGGGACCCUGACCCCAACAGUGAGGGCAUACAUCGGACCAGCAACUGGCCUAGUUGCCCACCAACCAUAGGCGCGAGAUACCCGUUUACCCUCACAAUACAUCAGGGUAUAAUCGAAAGGGUCUUCCUGGACGAGAUGUCAAAGUGUGGUACUAUCGUGGAGCGGCCGAGCACCAUAGUUGGGUUCCUACAUGAUAAGGAGAACUCCACGUACCCUGUAUCAGUUACCCUAAAGAGCCUUGAUACAAACGUCGAACGAACUGUACGAACAAAAUAUUUAAUUGGAGGCGAAGGCACUCGGAGCUUUAUCAGGGAACAGCUGGGGAUAAAAAUGCAGCGAAAGGGGCCCAUCUCAGCGGUAUGGGCUGUUAUGGACGGGGUGGUCCGCACCAAUUUCCCCGAUAUCAGGAAAAAAUGCACUAUUCAUUCUCAUAGUGGUUCAGUGAUGGUGAUACCAAGAGAAAACAAUUUGGUCCGCCUGUAUACCCAAAUUUCUUCCCCUGAUGACCCUGACUGGGAUCCGAAGCGGACAGCUACCAUCCAACAAGCGCAAGACUCUAUCAUAAAGGCCCUCAAGCCAUACGACAUCACCUGGGAUAUGGUAGACUGGUAUUCCACCUACCCGAUCGGCCAAGGUUUAGCAGAUUCGUAUAGUUUAGAUCAGCGUAUAUUCAUCGGGGGAGAUGCAUGCCAUACUCACAGUCCGAAAGCCGGCCAAGGCAUGAAUGCCGGUUUUCACGAUGCUUUGAAUCUAGCAUGGAAGAUUCAUGCUGUUGAGGCUGGAUUUGCCGAUCGCUCGAUCCUGGAAUCUUAUGAAGCGGAAAGAAGAUACAUUGCCCAGCAACUGCUUGGUUUCGAUGCCAAGUACACAAAGCUAUUUUCCCAGAGAUUAUCUUCCAAGGACCCUAGCCUACCCGAGAGCAAGGAAUUUACCAAAUUACACAAAGCUGCUGCAGAGUUCACAAGUGGCUAUGGCAUCGUAUACCCGCCGAAUGUCUUUAACUGGCAUCCGAAUCACCGAGCCAAGUCACCUCUUUUUAUCUCGGAUGGCACGAUACUGACGCCUGGCCGUUGCUUCCCGCCAGCUACGGUUACUCGUCUAGCUGAUUCUAAUCCUGUGCAUCUGGAACACGAGAUUCCGAUGAACGGGUCUUUUCGGAUAUUGAUCUUCGCUGGGAGCCUUGACAAGUCUAGAACCGCCCUGGCUGACUUUUGCCGAUAUAUUGAGGAACCUUCCAGCUUCUAUGCUUUAUUUGCGACGCCCGAGCUCUGCCCAGAUCCAUACUUUGAGAAGCAUAAUCCGCAUUCAAGAUUCUUCACUAUUGCGGCCGUAUUCAUGGAAGAAAAGGACAAUGUCGACAUUUCUACACUGCCGCGACUCCUCAAAGCUUACCACCACCAUAUUUAUGCCGAUGACCUCGUUCAUAAGAGUGCCGCUCAACCGAUCGGCUCGAUUCAUAAAAAGUUGGGCUUUGACACCGACAGACCCGGUGUUGUAGUCAUACGCCCAGAUGGACACGUUGCCUGUAUUCUCAGGCUAGAAGAAGGAACCGGAACUAUUGAUGCAUUGAAUAAGUAUUUUGGCACAUUUACCUCAAAGAUAACCCGCGAACUAACGAUUUCACGACUAUGA
Messenger RNA from Nannizzia gypsea CBS 118893, 1869 nucleotides. Its product is annotated as phenol 2-monooxygenase. The coding region runs from base 1 to 1869 and encodes 622 amino acids. The record is from RefSeq and is a predicted model, not a curated record. NCBI's taxonomy places the organism in Eukaryota, Fungi, Ascomycota, Eurotiomycetes, Onygenales, Arthrodermataceae. Gene Ontology annotation, molecular function: FAD binding. The transcript is spliced from 3 exons.